AUGGAUGCGCUGCUGGGUGGUCAACGUGUGUUGUCAAGCUUUGAUUAUGGUCGACCAUUCUUGGCCAGAUCUUCACAAAGGAUACCGAUACAUGUAGAGCGGCAAAUGAUUCUCGAACGCAAAGAGCAAGUCAUGUUUGGGUAUCUUCGAGACGUGAUGAAAAAGAUCAUCAAAUUCGGGCCUGCGGAAUCCAUCAGCAGAAACAAAUGCACAGAGACACACCGUGUAUUAGUAGAUACUUAUAUAAUAGAAAUGGCUAGAAACCAACGUCGAUCUGCUCCAUCGCGUGCUGCUCCUUCUCGACCAGCAUCUACCACAUCAUCACCCCCUGUUGCUCAACACCAGCAAUCACACCCUGUCGCCCCUAUGCAACAACAACAAAAGCAACCAGGUCUAUUCGCUCAAAUGGCCACAACCGCUGCUGGUGUUGCCGUUGGAUCAGCCGUCGGCCAUACACUAGGCGCUGGACUUUCUGGAAUGUUUGGAGGUUCAGGUCACCAAAACCAACCUCAAGAAGUGCAACAACAAGCUCCUGCUCAACAACAAAACCAACAACAAAAUAAUGCAUGUGAAACGGAUCAACGCGCAUUCAUGAAAUGUCUGGAUUCAAACCAAAAUGAUAUUGGUGCUUGUGAAAACGCAAUGACUGAUUCGGGCGUAUAUGUUGGCAAGGAUCUCGCAAAGGUUGUUGAUGGUAGCAAGGCUGUCUCAAACCUUGUCUCGCACAUCAUUGCCGCCACAUCAUCGGAAUUCCGACAUGCCAGUGCAAACGAUUUGAAGGAGCUCAUCCACGAAGGUGGCUGUGAUCUCGUCCACAAGUCUCAAAUCAUAGACUCUCUACGUACCCACUUGAACAACCAAAAACAACCAGCUGCUCGUGAAGGCGCCUUGGUAAUCAUUACGUCAUUAUGUGAAAUAAAGGCCUUGGAACCAUACCUUGUCCCUCUUUUGGGCUUGGUUUUGGACCGUCUCGCUGACAAAAUCAGGACUGUACAAGUAGCUGCUACUCCUGCUUACAAGGCUUUGGCUGACAUGUGCAACCCAAAUGCUAUUGCUUCAGUACUCCCAGUUAUUUAUGAAAACAUGGCCUACCAAAAGAAAUGGCAAACAAAGGCUGGUGCUCUCGAUCUCUUGUCUGGUCUCAUAAAGUCUCGUCCAACUCUAUUGGCUCCUCGUGUACCUGACAUGAUCCCUCUAGUAAGUGAAUGUAUGUGGGACACCAAAGAUGAAAUAAAGACCUUAGCUAGAGCUACCAUGAACGAAGUCUGUGGCCUCAUCAUAAACAAGGAUAUCGAAGAAUUCAUCCCCGCUUUAAUCGAUUGUAUUGCCCACCCCGAAAAAGUACCCGAAACAAUCCACUUGUUGGGUGCAACCACAUUUGUAUCAGCUGUAGAAUCACCCACUCUUGCCAUCAUGGUUCCUCUUUUGUCUCGUGCCAUGACUGAACGUCGUAAUACUGCCAUCUUACGUAAAACUGCCCUCAUUAUUGACAACAUGUGUAAAUUGGUUGACCAGCCAGACAUGGCUCGUCCAUUCUUGCCAAAGCUUUUGCCUGGCUUGAAGAAGAUUGAAGAUGAAGUAUCUGACCCUGAAUGUCGAAGUGUCGUUCAAAGGGCUCAUGCUACUAUGUUGAAGGUCGCCGAUGCCAAGGAAGAUGGUACUUUCACUGAAAAGAAGGCUGAAAAGAAGGAUGAUGUACCUGCCAUCAUUGCUACUCUCAAGGAAGCCAUCAAGGCCCACUCUACUUUUGAGGUAGAUGCCUUUGCUGCUACCUCUAUUGAAUAUAUUGCCCACAUGAUCUCUGCCUUGGUUGCCAUGAAGGACUUCGAAGAGGCCGAAUGGACUCCAUGCAUUGUACCGUACUUGUCUGGCUUCAUUUCUACAGUUGAUGCUGAAAAAGUUUGUGCUGCUGCCGUAGUCAAGCUCGCCGGUAGUGGUGAAGACGACUUUGUACCUGAAGCAGAUGAAGAAGAAGGAGAAGACUUGUGUAAUUGUAAAUUCUCUUUGGCUUACGGUGCUAAGAUUCUCCUCAACCAAGCCGUCUUACGUCUCAAGAAGGGACACAGAUAUGGUUUAUGUGGUGCUAACGGUUCCGGUAAAUCAACCCUCAUGAGAGCCAUCUCAAACGAGCAAGUAGAAAACUUCCCUCCACCCACCGAACUCAAGACUGUCUAUGUCGAACACGACAUUGAUGGUUCUCAAGCUGAAACUAAAGUAAUAGACUUUGUCGCUGAUGACGAACGUAUCAAGGAGAUGAAUAAGACCAACGAACAAGUCGCUGCUACUUUAAGCUCUGUCGGAUUCACUGAAGCCAUGUUGAAUGCUCCAGUUAUGGCCUUGUCUGGUGGUUGGAAGAUGAAGUUGGCUUUGGCUCGUGCUAUGCUUUUAGAAGCUCAAAUCAUGUUGCUUGACGAACCUACCAAUCACUUGGAUGUCGUCAACGUAGCUUGGUUGGAAAACUACCUCAACAACUUGAAGGAUGUUACUUCCAUCAUUGUAUCUCACGACCCCAGUUUCUUGGACCGUGUCUGUACCGAUAUUCUCCAUCUAGACCGCUUCAAGCUCCGUCGUUACAAGGGAAACCUCUCUGAAUUCGUCAAACGUGUACCUGAAGCUAAAUCAUACUAUGACUUGUCGGAGACUUUAAUUGAAUUCCGAUUCCCAGAACCUGGUACCUUGGAAGGUGUCAAGACAAAGGAACGUGCCAUCGUCAAAAUGACUGGUGUAUCGUUCACAUACCCUGGAUUCGACAAGAAGAUCAUUGAUAAUGUAUCCUUCCAAUGUUCUUUGUCGUCUCGUGUCUCAGUUGUUGGUCCCAACGGUGCUGGUAAAUCUACACUCAUUAAGGUCUUGACUGGUGAAUUGGAAGCUGAUGGUGGACAAGUAUGGAGGCAUCCAAACUUGCGAAUUGCUUACGUCGCUCAACACGCUUUCCAUCACAUUGAACAACACUUGGAAAAGACUCCCAAUCAAUACAUUCAAUGGCGAUACGCUUUCGGUGAAGAUCGUGAAGAAGCUUCAAAGAUAACGAAGCAAAUCAGUGAAGAAGAAGAAAAAGCCAUGGCCAAGAUACACGUUAUUGGUGGUCGAAAGCUGCAAAUCGAAGAUGUCUUACGUCGUCGUAAAUUAAAACAAUCGUACGAAUACGAAGUCUCAUUCGUUGGAUGCUCCACCGUCGACAACUUGUGGUUCCCACGCAAGCAACUCAUUGAAGAGUUCGGUUUGAGCAAGAAGGUCAACGAAGUUGAUGCCAAGGAGGCUGCUGCUGCUGGUCUUGUCAAGCCUUUGACAUCAAAGUCAAUUGAAAAGCACUUGGCUGAUGUUGGAUUGGAAGCUGAAUUCGCUACUCACUCUCACAUUAAGGGUUUAUCUGGUGGUCAAAAAGUCAAGUUGGUCAUUGGUGCUGCUAUGUGGAUGAACCCCCACAUGGUCGUCCUUGACGAACCUUCCAACUACUUGGAUCGUGACUCACUUGGUGCCCUCGCUACUGCUAUCAAGAACUAUGGUGGUGGUGUUAUUAUGGUCACCCACAACCAUCAAUUCUCUGAAGCUUUAUGUUCUGAAGUGUGGAAGGUCGAGAACGGUCUACUGAUACCUUCAGGUCACAACUGGGUCAAGGGAGAAGGAGCAAGCAAACUCGAAGGCAAGGAAGCCGAAGAUAUGCAUGAUGCUAUGGGUAACGUGAUCAAGGUGGACAAGAAGGUGAAACUGUCCAACCGUGAGCUCAAAAAGAAGAAGAAGCUCAAUAAGAAGAAUGGUGUUGAAGACGAUGACGAUGAAGAUUAUUAA
Synchytrium microbalum is the source of this 3789-nucleotide messenger RNA. RefSeq lists its product as uncharacterized. Gene Ontology annotation, molecular function: ATP hydrolysis activity; ATP binding. The record is from RefSeq and is a predicted model, not a curated record. The transcript has 15 exons. Lineage: Eukaryota; Fungi; Chytridiomycota; Chytridiomycetes; Synchytriales; Synchytriaceae. Bases 1 to 3789 code for a protein of 1262 amino acids.